AUGGGUUCGAUUCCAGACAUCAGCCCAGACAUUAGCCCAGACAUUAGCCCAGACAUUAGCCCAAACAUUAGCCCAGACAUUAGCCCAGACAUUAGCCCAAACAUCAGCCCAGACAUCAGCCCAGACAUCAGCCCAGACAUUAGCCCAGACAUUAGCCCAGACAUUAGCCCAAACAUUAGCCCAGACAUCAGCCCAGACAUUAGCCCAGACAUUAGCCCAGACAUUAGCCCAGACAUUAGCCCAGACAUCAGCCCAGACAUUAGCCCAGACAUCAGCCCAGACAUUAGCCCAGACAUUAGCCCAGACAUUAGCCCAGACAUUAGCCCAGACAUCAGCCCAGACAUUAGCCCAGACAUCAGCCCAGACAUUAGCCCAGACAUUAGCCCAGACAUUAGCCCAGACAUUAGCCCAGACAUUAGUCCAGAAUUAACGACCGUACAAAUUAAUAUAAAGAUACUUUAUAAAAAUAAUUUGAAUUUGAUUGCAAUGUUUUGGGUUUAA
This is a messenger RNA of Biomphalaria glabrata, 501 nucleotides long. RefSeq names its product circumsporozoite protein-like. The record is from RefSeq and is a predicted model, not a curated record. Lineage: Eukaryota; Metazoa; Mollusca; Gastropoda; Planorbidae. The transcript has a single exon. Bases 1 to 501 code for a protein of 166 amino acids.